ACAGCACAUUGUUAUGGUAAGUGAGUCGUAACGCAUUCACUCACCCACUUUUCUGUCUUCUUCUUUCGAUUCUUCUUCUUCUUGUUGUUGACAUGUUGUCAGUACCAAUUCCCAAAUUCCCAAGUUGCUUUUUCCAAUCCUCUCUACUUCAGUCCACUGUUCUUUGCUAGCAUUUUCGACGGCGCCGUUUUAGCCUCCGGUUCUCUCCUUAGCGCCAUAAAAAGCUUUGGCCGCCGUGGAGUUCGCCGUGAGUAGUGAUUGUUAGCUGGGUCGAACGGUGUGAAGGAAUCUUAUCGUUAAGGAUAGCUUAUUCUAUGUCGGACGUGGCACCCAUCGAGGAGGCAGUAAGCGCAUUGUUGGAUUGCUUGGUUGAUCCACUGUUACCUUCGAAGCUAUAUGGAAAGGAUCCUCCUUCACUUGACAAUCAGCAGUCUGUUGCUAGACAGAUGCAUGCUGUUGGGCUACUCUACAACUACUAUCAUAGGAAGCAAGAUCCAGAGUUGUGCUUUUUAGAAUUUGUGCCAUUUUGCAAGUUGGCUUUAACUUUAAAGCCAACUCUAAUGCCUCAUAUGAAGUUUACACUCCAAACCGAUCCUGUUGGGUUGAAUGAUCUGGAAAACCAACUUUCAGUGACAGAGAAAGCAGUCAUGGAUGCCUGCAAUAUCUCAUUGUCUUUAGAUGCACUGAAAGACAUUCCAAGCAUAGAAGGAUGGCCGAUUUCAAAAGUUUCAGUGCUGUUGGUCGACUCAGAAAAGGAGAAUUGCGUGCUGCUAUUUGGUUCUGUUACUAAUGGUGUUUGGUCUGUUAUUGAAAAAUCUGUCGAUGACUUCAACAUAGAUUUGGAAAAUACCUCAGAGGGAAAAAGAAUCAGUCAAACAAUGACAGGUGAACAACUCACAGAGUCAUACUUUGAGCAGCUUGCCUCCAUAGCUGUCAAGGAAGCUACAGGCAUUAAUCACUCUGAUCUCAUGGUUUUGGAGAGGCAUGUGGUGUAUUCUUUAAGUAAAGAAAAGACAGCUGCUUAUUUCUACAUUAUGCAAUGCACAAGUGGUGGAGACAUUCAAAUUCCUAUUAAAGAUACUAUUGAGAGUUUGCAGGGCCCCCUGUUUGAAUGGAUGUCUCAUAGCUGGAUGACUACCACAGUGGUUGAGCAUUAUAACGUGCUUCCUUAUGCCAUGAUUCUGUCAAGCUGGUAUUCAAGGGAAUUUCCCUCAAUUAGCUUGCAGAGAUCCAAUGUGAGCAGCAUUCUGAAAAUUGAGGAGAAUUUUGGUGAAAAAUUUUCUGAAAGAGAGCAAGUUACCUCAAAUGGAUUGCAGAAUAUUAGUGUGGAACAGGGAAAUAUAGAGAUCAAUAGCUAUCUAAUGCUGGAAAAUCCCUGUUAUGCAGAAGUUAACAAUGAGGGGCAGUGCAAUGAUGGGAACUGCAACAGUGCAAAGUACCUUGUUAAUGAGAAAGCUGUUACUGAGAAAUCUAAGACGAUGGAUGAAGAUGCUCAAGAAACAGAACAAUCUGAUAAAUCCUGGGACAUCACUCACCCAACUCUAAAACAGUUGGAGAACCUUGUUAAUGAGAAAGCUGUUACUGAGAAAUCUAAGAUGAUGGAUGAAGAUGCUCAAGAAACAGAACAAUCUGAUAAAUCCUGGGACAUCACUCACCCAACUCUAAAACAGUUGGAGAACCUUGUUAAUGAGAAAGCUGUUACUGAGAAAUCUAAGACGAUGGAUGAAGAUGCUCAAGAAACAGAACAAUCUGAUAAAUCCUGGGACAUCACUCACCCAACUCUAAAACAGUUGGAGAACUGCAUUGAUGCAAAUUGUAGUGGUAAAGACACAAUUAGUGCAGAGAACUCCAAGAGGGCAGAUAAAGAAGUUCAAGAAGCAGAAAAACUGGACGGAAACUGCAAAAAUGCACAAUUUAGAGGUAAUGCGACAGUUGCUACUGACAAAUUUAAGAUGGAGACUGAAGAAGCUCAGGAACUAGAACAAUCAGAUAAAUUCUUGGACAUUAAUCACACAACUGUGAAAGAGUUGGAGAAUUGUAGUGGUGAAGACACAACUGGUACUGACAACUCCAAGAGGGCAGAGACAGAAGUUAAAGAAACAGGAAGCCUUGAUGCAUUAUCGGACAUCAGUCACUCAACUGUGAAAAAGUCAGAAAAUUGUGUUUAUAUAGAUUGUAUAAGUGAAGAGAACAGUGGUAGUGACAAUGCUAAGAGGGUGGAGAAUAAAGUUGAAGGCACUAAAAACUCUGAUACAGGUAAACUCACUCACUCAACUGUCGAAGGGUUGAGAGACUCUAUCAGUGGAAAUUCUAGUGGCAAACAUACAAUUGAUGCAUACAAUAGUAAGGAGAUAAAGAAAGUAAUCAAAGACACAGAAAAGCUUGAUAAAUCUUUGGAUACCAUGAACAAUGAGGAUUCUGAAGAUUCAAAACAGGGUCCUACUAAUGAACUCCAGAUAAGCUGCUUCCUUCCCAGAAAAAGGCAGCAGACGGAUGAUGGUGGAGUUAUAAUGAGAUUUACCAAAAACGGGGACAAGAAUAAGAGUGCAGAUUCACCUAUGCGAGUUUACCAUCACCAGAAAAGGAAGAUUCCUGUAAAGAGUGGUGCAUGUGCUUCUGUAGGUGGAGCUGUCAAUGUGGAGUCAGCUGGUAGCCCAAAAUCAAAUAGAUUUAAUAGUAGAGAAGGAAAGGAUUCUGGAAUUGGCAUCAAUUGGACUCUCCCAUACAAUCUAAAUUGGACUCAAGGGGAAGAUUAUGCACCAGUUUGUCUUGAGCCAAAUGCCAGAAGUGUUGAAACUCAGCAGGCUACACUUGUAACAAAAGACGUAGCACUGGCACAGACUGCUUUGGGACAUUUAUUCAGUAAAAGAGCAAAAAUGUGUCAUCAAGCUCGCCUCAUGCAUGAUGAGAUUGCAGCUUGUGAUCAAAACAUCCAGAAGAUCAUAGAGGGCAAUGAGGAUGCUUUGGCUCUUAUGUUAGAUGCCAUCAUGGAUGGUUGUAAUGAUGCAUGCUUCAAAGAUAAAUAUCAGCAUGAGAGUUAUCAACAUGGUGGCCAUCGUCGCUUAAAUCAACUCAGAACCACAAAGAGGAUAUCAGAUGCCAUCUUUAAUUUGCGGUCUCCUACUCAGGAUUUGAAUGGUAUAUGUGGUGUGAAUGGCUGGAUGGUCAAUUAUUCCGUGUCAGCCCCAGAUGGUGGAUUUUUAGCUAAGGUAACUGUAGAAGGCAUGGAUUUUGAUUCUUCCUGUUUCAGUGAAUUGCUUUCUACUCCUGAAGAAGCUACAGAUUCAGCUGCUGCACUGAUGAUUGCGCAGCUACGAGCAAUGGCAGGCCACACCUAAUAGCCGUUUCAUCAUAGUGAAAUGGUUAUCAAGUUUUAUAUGUAUCUAUCCUAGAUAACUAUUUUAUAUAGGCUUCGGUGCUUCUGGGCUGUCCAAAUUUAGAAUAUCAAAUUUCUCUCUGAAAUUCUGUCCUGUGCAAAACAUUAGACUUUAGGUGUCUUGUUGCUGUGACUAAAUAACCUAUGGUUGUAGGGUAAUCACUAAUCAUUCUAUCAUUUUAUCAAAUCUGACUUAAAUGCAGUUGGGCUUUUCCUA
Coffea arabica (coffee) is the source of this 3593-nucleotide messenger RNA. NCBI's taxonomy places the organism in Eukaryota, Viridiplantae, Streptophyta, Magnoliopsida, Gentianales, Rubiaceae. The record is from RefSeq and is a predicted model, not a curated record.